AUGUCCGACUUCACGCCCCGCAAGCGCUCUCGCGCUGCAUGUUUAUCCUGUCAAUCCCGUAAGCGCAAAUGCUCAGGCGAACAGCCCUGCGCAACAUGCAUCCAAGCAGGUGUAGACUGCCACUACAGCACUGCCCCGCGCAAAAAGCGCCCCAGGUCCAAUAGCGCAUAUCGGGCACCUUUACCCUCACUAGAUGAAUCGCAAAGACGCGCAGAUGGAUUAUCCCAUUUUGCACCCAAGCCUGUCAGUGCUGCAGGUAGCACGACAUCUCCCGCUUCAUUCAACUGGACAGAUGAAUCGCGGGGAAUGAGUCACUCUCUCGAGGCCAAUUCCGGAGCAGCAUUUGUUCGCAAGCUUGGACUUCGCAUUGAUCCAGCUCGUGCACCAAGAUUGCAUCUUUUUGCCUGGAAUGUUGGCGAGAGACGACUAUCGCCUGCGUUGGCAGCGCGCGAGAUCUCUGUUUCGGCACCGGGGUUUAUCACCAAGUUGCUCUCACAGGAAGAUAUGUGCCACCUGACAGCUAUCUAUUUUGAGAAGGUCGAUCCAUGUUAUCCGUUUCUAGACCGGCUUAAUGUCCUUUCACGGAUUGCUCAGCGUUGGCAAUCACCGCUAGAUUUGUCAGAGCAACCUUAUGAUGCUGUUCUAUAUGGAAUUGCAGCAUUUGGAUAUUUGUUUUCUCGCCGCGAAAUCAUAGUAACGGAGCUCCAGCUCGUCGAGGGAGCACAUAAAAUACUACAAAAAAGUGUCAUAGGUGCUGAAUCACCUUCAAUCGACGCGAUAGCUGCAUGGGUUCUUCGCGCCGCCUACAUGCGAAUGACAGCUUCUCCACACGCCGCAUGGAUGGCUAGCUGCACAUUGAUGCACCUAAUCGAGGCUGCGGGUCUACAUCUCGAAUCUCCAGACCCAGAAUCAAAUCUAAACUCAGAUUCACAGCAAAUAUCAAGUACCACCAUCAAUCCUCAAUCAAAAUCCACAGAAACCAAAAACAUCCUAGAUACCCGCCGCCGUCUCUUCGGCAUGGCCCGACAUCUAAACACAUGGAUCUCAUUCGAUCUAGGCCGUUCCCGCGUCCUCCUCCACGGCGCAUCGCAACCAAUCCCACUAUCUCAGGACAAAACCACCCGCGCCUCACUCUUUCAUCUCCUCCCCCUAUCAGAAAGUCUAGACCCAACAACCUCAUCUCAAUCCCUACCAACACUCGAAUCAGCCCUGAAAUCCGUCCUAGAUCUUUCAUACUCUACAUCAUCUCUAAUUCUCGUCCAAACAAACCUAACCCUCUGCAUCUACCGUCGCGUCCGCGCUAUAAAUGCCCACGCCCUCUUACCACAAGACCUAGACCGCGUCUUAGCCCUAGCGCAGCGGGGUCUUCGCGCCGCGCGACAUAUGGUCCUCGCCUCUUCGCCAUGGCAUCAAGUUGCUAAUGUGCCGUUUCAAGUUGUCUGUACCCUUUUGGCAAUUGAUAGUCGGCCUGCGUUAGCGCUUUUACCAGAUGCCAUGGCGACGUUGGGGGAGGUUUUAGCUGCGUAUGAUACGGCGAGUAUGCGGGAGGCGUAUUCGACGGCUUAUUUGCUUGUUGCGAUGCAUCAGCGUAGGAAGGAGGAUGACACGAGGGCUUUGGGUGAUGUUUUGAGGGCCAAUGCUGCAGCUGCUGUUGCGCAGCCGCUUCCAAGGGAGGAAGUGAACAGGAGGGUUGAUGCUGUGGUGGCGAGGGCAGGAGAGGGCGAAAGAGUGGAUGAGCAAGUGCAGAUACCGGUGCCGCGGACAAUGGAAUUUGGGCCGGUUUCAGAUGCUGAAGUUUCUUGGUUGGGGGAUUUGGUGAUUGAUAUACCUAGUUUGCAGAAUUUUGAUAUUGAUCAGUUUCUUAUGACGGAUGUGCCUUGGCCGUGGCCUGAAAUGGGGAUUUAG
Messenger RNA from Penicillium angulare, 1905 nucleotides. RefSeq names its product putative C6 transcription factor. The record is from RefSeq and is a predicted model, not a curated record. Gene Ontology annotation, biological process: regulation of DNA-templated transcription; response to xenobiotic stimulus; DNA-templated transcription. Gene Ontology annotation, molecular function: DNA-binding transcription factor activity, RNA polymerase II-specific; DNA binding; zinc ion binding. NCBI's taxonomy places the organism in Eukaryota, Fungi, Ascomycota, Eurotiomycetes, Eurotiales, Aspergillaceae. Bases 1 to 1905 code for a protein of 634 amino acids. The transcript has a single exon.